Molecule: messenger RNA, 2511 nt
Organism: Xylona heveae TC161
Lineage: Eukaryota; Fungi; Ascomycota; Xylonomycetes; Xylonales; Xylonaceae
Product: oxidoreductase
Exons: 2
Coding region: 161-2221 (686 amino acids)
Molecular function (GO): oxidoreductase activity
Source: RefSeq, a predicted model, not a curated record
GAUGACAAUAGGUUACUUAUAACGAUACAGACUAUUUGAGAUAUUUGGAAUGAAUUGAAACUCCAUCAAGUAUUUAUAGAGAGCAGCUAUUCCUCUGAGACUCAUUGAAAAUGUGAAAUAUCGAUGCUCAAUUCUUUUUGUUCCAGUAUUCCCUACCAAUAUGGCAUUCUAUAUGACUGAAAGUAUGCCCUGGCAUGAGGGUGAGAAUCAGAUGCACAAGCUCAUGCACGUGCCUGAUCAAGACAACCCCAGCUCACCUUUUCUCUCCCCCGGAGCAGGCUAUAUGACCCAAAGGUCUCCAUUGGUCGCUCUCGGAACACUUGACGCAAAGAAGCGGCCAUGGACGACUAUACUUGGCGGAGAAGCCGGAUUUGCUCGACCCAUUGGAAGUUCAAUAAUUGGAAUCAGCACACUUGUGGAUAAGAAAGAUGACCCUGUGAUUGAAUCACUUUUGAAGGGACGGGAUGAUGGGGAAGUAGUUCAGCCUGGAAAAGAUGGAAUAAUGAUUGGUGGCCUGGCCAUUGAUCUUGAGCAUCGAAUGCGAGUGAAACUCUAUGGCAAAAUGAUUGCCGGCUCACUUCAAGCCUUUGAGGAGCAUGGAGCAAGAGAAACAAACGCAAUAGGGCAAUUGCAAUUAGCUGUGCGGAUAGAUGAAAGUUUAGGUAACUGUCCAAAAUAUCUCAACAAAAAACAAAUUCAACCAGCUACACCAACUCCAAAGCUGAUAUCCGACUCACCACAACUAUCACCACAGGCAAUUUCAUUACUCUCCAAGGCAGAUCUAUUCUUCAUCUCCUCCUCGCACGGAAGCCAUGACAUGGACACAAACCACCGUGGCGGACCGCCAGGGUUUGUGCGAGUGCUAUCCAACGAUCCAUCCGGCGCUGUCAUUGUCUACCCCGAGUACUCUGGGAACAGACUCUACCAGACGCUAGGAAAUCUCCAAACGACACCACUCGCAGGACUAGCCAUUCCGGAUUUUGAUACCGGGGACGCAAUCUAUCUGACUGGACGAACCGAGGUCCUUAUCGGCCACGACGCAGCCGCAAUACUGCCUCGAUCGAACCUAGCCGUCAAAGUAACAAUCACGUCUUCACGGUUCGUCCAGAAUGGCCUCUCCUUCCGGGGUAUUGUGGGAGAGCCAUCUCCAUACAAUCCAAAUGUUCGAUUUGCCACGACCGAGAAACACACCGCAGGAACAGAAUUAGGCUCAGAAGGAGGCGCUACACAACAACCCAGCACCUACGCAACGCUCAUAAACUCCGAGCGGCUAACACCCACCAUUUCGAGAUUCCGCUUCAAAAUCCAAGACCCUUCUGCAGUCCACGCGCCGUGGAAACCAGGCCAAUACGCGGCCCUGUCGUUCGCGGACGACCUCGACAUUGGAUACAGCCACAUGCGCGACGACGACCCCAGGUCCUUAAACGACGACUACAUGCGAACAUUUACCAUCUCCAGUCCGCCGAGCCUCGGCCGAAACAAAUCCUCAAAGGCACCCGGACCCGCCAGAACCACCAGAAGCGCCGCCACCGGUCCUCUUCCUCCUGUCCUUCCUCAAGACGACACAGAAUUCGAGCUGACCAUCAGAAGAGUAGGGCGCGUGACAAGCUAUCUCUUCGAUCAAGCCGCACGCGCAAAGCGAACCAAGACGGAAUACAAGAUUCCAUUGAAGGGGUUUGGCGGAGACUUUAGCUUUGCAACUAGUUAUGAUUCAGUUCCUCACUCUCCCGAUUCUCCCUAUUCUCCCAAUUCUCAUUCCCAGUCCGUGUCCCACGCGAUUAUUCCAUUCAUCGCCGGCGGCAUCGGAAUCACCCCCUUACUCGGCCAACUGCCCUUCAUUGACUCCCGUCGCCUGCGCCUGCUAUGGUCUAUUUCCAUCAAAGAUAUCGGUCUCGUGGCAGACACAUUUCGGCGGUAUCCAGAACUGCUUGUCCAUCCUGGAGUCGUCCAAUUGUUUCUGACAGGUAAAGCCGAGACGGAUAUCGAGACCAAGGAAGACAGAAAGAGUCUUCAACAGGUCAUGCAGAGCGGCGUCAAGGUCGAGUUGAGAAGACUUGAGAAAAGAGACGUAGAUGAGCUGAGCGCUGCCGACGCUGAAAAGGGAGGAGAAGAAGAAGAAGAAGUAAAUGAAUGGUAUAUGUGCGUAGGUCCAAGGCUCAAAAGCGCAGUGUUGAAUUGGUUGGCGGGUGAGAGGAUUAUUUAUGAGGAUUUUGGUUACUGAAAAACGACAUCUUACGUCGGAUAUAAUGAUGAUGGUAAUGCAGAUUUUUUAGAAAAUUGGGGCGUGAUCGGUAAUUGGAAGGUUGAGGAUACCAAAAAGUUUUGCCCUUGCUACUAGGAAUCUGGUAAUGCGGAUUAAAAUAUGAGAAAGGAUGUUUUCAAAGGCGCUUUCCGGAUUUACAUAAGUAAUGGUCGUCAAAUACUAAAAACAUGCAGCGAGAAAAUUAGAAAUGCAGCUUCAAUCAUCUAUGGUUUUGCCAUUGUUAUUGAUCUAUGCAAGACUGUCAGUCU